Penicillium daleae is the source of this 1038-nucleotide messenger RNA. RefSeq names its product FG-GAP repeat domain-containing protein. The transcript has 2 exons. Lineage: Eukaryota; Fungi; Ascomycota; Eurotiomycetes; Eurotiales; Aspergillaceae. The record is from RefSeq and is a predicted model, not a curated record. The coding region runs from base 1 to 1038 and encodes 345 amino acids.
AUGAACACAUUCUUGGUUGGCCAGAUGCGGGGAUCACUUCCGUUUGGUGUUGCAGUGGGCGACUUUAACGGAGAUGGCCAUCUCGAUAUCGUGGCUGCAAAUGUGGGCGGCAGUUCAAUAAGUGUCUUACUUGGGACUGGAGAUGGUAGCUUUCAGGCGCAGGCGAUAUUCGACGUUCAGGGCGCGCCUUUUGGUGUUGCAGUGGGCGACUUCAACGGAGAUGGCCAUCUCGAUAUCGUGACUGCGAAUGACGGCGGCUUCCAUGCAGUCAGCGUCUUCCUUGGGACUGGAGAUGGUAGCUUCGGGCCGCAGGCUACCUUUGACGUGGGCUCCGACCCAGUGGGUGUUACAGUGGGCGACUUCAACGGAGAUGGACAUCUUGAUAUCGUAACUGCGAAUCAGAACAGCAAUACAGUCAGCAUUUUGCUCGGAGUUGGAGAUGGUAGCUUCCUGGCGCAGGCUACCUUUGACGUGGGGACCAGCCCAGAUGAUGUUGCGGUGGGCGACUUUAACGGAGACGGCCAUCUCGACAUCGUGGCUGGGAAUGAGGGCAGCAAUACCGUGAGCGUCUUGCUCGGAGUUGGAGAUGGUAGCUUCCACGCCCAGGCUACUAUUGAAGUUGGACCUAAUCCGUUUGGGGUUGCAGUGGGCGACUUUAACGGAGAUGGCCAUCUCGAUAUCGUAGCUGCAAAUGUGGGCGGCGGUUCUGUCAGCGUCUUACUCGGGACUGGAGAUGGUAGUUUCCAUGCGCAGGCCACAUUCAAUGUGGGGAGCGGGCCGUUUGGUGUUACAGUGGGCGACUUCAACGGAGAUGGCCAUCUCGAUAUCGCGGCCGCGAAUAAUGGCGGCGGUUCUGUGAGCGUCUUACUCGGGACUGGAGAUGGUAGCUUCCAAGCGCAGGCCACAUUCAACGUGGGGACAAAUCCAGCGUUUGUUGCAGUGGGCGACUUCAACGGAGAUGGUCAUCUCGAUAUCGUGACCGCGAAUGAGGGAAGUGACACAGUGAGCGUCUUGAUCUGGAAACCUUGCGGCGCUUAG